AUGGCAUCAGAGCAGGAAAGAAGUGACCUAAGCAAAAGAAAAGAACUAGACGAGAAGGCAAGGCAGGGAGAGGUUGUUGUACCUGGUGGAACUGGUGGCAAGAGCCUCGAGGCUCAAGAGCACCUUGCUGAAGGGCGGAGCCGCGGAGGGCAGACACGGAGGGAGCAGGUGGGUCAUGAAGGGUACCAGGAGUUGGGCCAGCGUGGCGGCGAGACUAGGAAGGAGCAGAUAGGCCAGGAAGGGUACCGUGAGAUGGGGAAAAAAGGAGGGCUCAGCACCAAGGACAAGUCUGGAGGAGAGCGUGCUGCUGAGGAAGGCAUCCCCAUUGAUGAGUCCAAGUACAAAACCAAGAGCCGCUGA
This is a messenger RNA of Prunus armeniaca (apricot), 360 nucleotides long. The record is from the annotation of a GenBank genome assembly. NCBI's taxonomy places the organism in Eukaryota, Viridiplantae, Streptophyta, Magnoliopsida, Rosales, Rosaceae.